Messenger RNA from Mya arenaria, 1992 nucleotides. Its product is annotated as GRIP and coiled-coil domain-containing protein-like. The record is from RefSeq and is a predicted model, not a curated record. Bases 6 to 1226 code for a protein of 406 amino acids. The transcript is spliced from 2 exons. NCBI's taxonomy places the organism in Eukaryota, Metazoa, Mollusca, Bivalvia, Myida, Myidae.
ACAUUAUGAGUGACAACAUUAACGGUUACGAUGACAUCAUAGGAGACAUCAUUAACGGCUACGAUAAUAUCAUAGGUGACAACAUUAACGGUUACGAUGACAUCGUAAGAGACAUCAUGAACGGUUACGAUGAUAUCAUAAGUGACAUCAUUAAUAGUUACGGUUACGAUGACAUCAUAGGUGACAUCAUUAACGGUUACGAUGACAUCAUAGGUGACAUCAUUAACGGUUACGAUGACAUCAUAGGUGACAUCAUUAACGGUUUCGAUGACAUCAAAGGUGACAUCAUAAACGGUUACGAUGACAUCAUAGGUGACAACAUUAACGGCUACGAUGACAUCAUAGGUGACAUCAUUAACGGUUACGAUGACAUCAUAGGUGACAUCAUAAACGGUUACGAUGACAUCAUAGGUGACAUCAUAAACGGUUACGAUGACAUCAUAGGUGACAUCAUAAACGGUUACGAUGACAUCAUAGGUGACAUCAUUAACGGUUACGAUGACAUCAUAGGUGACACCAUUAACGGUUACGAUGACAUCAUAGGUGACAUCAUUAACGGUUUCGAUGACAUCAAAGGUGACAUCAUAAACGGUUACGAUGGCAUCAUAGGUGACAUCAUUAACUGUUACGAUGACAUAAGUGACAUCAUAAACGGUUACGAUGACAUCAUAGGUUACAUCAUUAACGGUUACUGCGACAUCAAAGGUGACAUCAUAAACGGUUACGAUGACAUCAUAGGUGACAUCAUUAACUGUUACGCUGACAUCAUAAGUGACAUCAUUAACUGUUACGAUGACAUCAUAGGUGACAUCAUUAACGGUUUCGAUGACAUCAAAGGUGACAUCAUAAACGGUUACGAUGACAUCAUAGGUGACAUCAUUAACGGUUUCGAUGACAUCAAAGGUGACAUCAUUAACGGUUACGAUGACAUCAUAGGUGACAUCAUUAACGGUUACGGUGACAUCAAAGGUGACAUCAUAAACGGUUACAAUGACAUCAUAGGUGACAUCAUUAACUGUUACGAUGACAUCAUAGGUGACAACACUAACGGUUACGAUGACAUCAUAGGUGACAUCAUUAACUGUUACGAUGAUAUCAUAAGUGACAUCAUUAACGGUUACGAUGACAUCAUAGGUGACAUCAUUAACGGUUACGCUGGGAUAUACGCGUACAAUGGCUCUAGCAUUUAUAUUGGCAAAAAGGUGACAUCAAAAAUGGUCAGGUAGCCCAUGGCAUAAAAUACACCCACACUGCACCAUUUCGAACUAUAAAUUGUUUACCUCCCCCCACCCCCCAAACACGCAAAAUGAAUUUCGUUUCUGAGGACUGAAGUCAAAAGGUUACGCCCCUAUAACGUCAAAUCCUGGAUCCACCCUUGACGAGUAACUAAAUUGUGUUCACAAUGAAUGGCCACUUCCAUGCUGUCAUCAUGUUUUCAUUUUGUCGUAUUUUGAGGUUUUGCGACAACUGCACGUCUUUCUAUAAGAUGACUCAGAUACAUAAUUGGUAAUAAUAAUAAUUGUGUGAUUUCUGUUGUGGUUACUUCAUGAGGUAUAAAACCCGACGACACCUAUAUUUAUAUAAACAUUAAGUGUUGUUCCACGCACAUUACUGUAAAUAAAGCAAUCAAACAUCUACAUCGUGUGUACAAUAUAAUAUAUCAUCAUUUCCCAUUCGAUCGAAUAAUAAAACAAUGACUAUGGCGAGGUAACACUUAUUUACUUAUUUACGAGGUUUACUUAUUAUAUUUGUGUAGGUGUUAAAAACAACUGCCAGUGUAAAUGAAUCACUCAGUCAAUCAAUCAAUUAUUUAAUAAAUCAUGGACUCGUCUAGAGCUUUAUUCAUAAUAUUAUUUGUUUUAAAUGAGACACAAAUUGCUAUAUUUAUUUCCGAAAAGCUCUAUCGCGAUCUGAAUUGUUUAUGGUCGUUGUUUAAAUCGUUGUAGUUUGGUGCUUGAUUAUAAAAGUUAGAAAAAUAAAUAUAUUUUAACA